Callorhinus ursinus (northern fur seal) is the source of this 1352-nucleotide messenger RNA. It is a transcript of the gene UBE2QL1, whose product is annotated as ubiquitin conjugating enzyme E2 QL1. Lineage: Eukaryota; Metazoa; Chordata; Mammalia; Carnivora; Otariidae. The record is from RefSeq and is a predicted model, not a curated record.
AUGUCAGCAGCCGCAGCGGCGGCGACACGAGAGGCAGCGGCUGGGGCCCCGCGGUAGCCGCCAGCGCGGCACGGCGGGGGCGCACGGCGCGAGCCCGCGGCCACCUCGCUGCCUCCGGGGCGCUGCGGGCGGUUCUGCGCGCCCCGGCGCGGUGCUCGGACUCGAGGCCAGCCCCGCUGCGGCCGCGCACAAAGGACCGCGGACACCGGGCUCCGAGGGCUGCGCCCAGGGACCGGCCGGGAGACGGCCAGCCGCGCCGCGUCCGCGGCACGCCUGCCCUCGCCAGGCGGCCGGAGCCCGAGCCGGAGCGGGCCCCGUCAUAUGACAGCGGCGACACAGCGGCCGGCGAGCGCGCGUGCUGCCCACUCGGCUGCGCCACGGCCGCCGGCGCCGGGGGUGGCCCGCGCCGCGCCCCGCUGAGUGCUCCUCCGUCGCCGCCGCCCCGCGCCCCCCGCGCCCCGGCUCGCGGGCUCCGGGGGCAGGAGCCGAGGGGAGCCCCCCGCCGGCGCCGAGCCUAAAAUGGCCACGCUGCUCCGCAAAAUCGGGCUCAUCCGCCUGCACAACCGGGACACGGAGGACCCCAAGCACCACCACAACCACCGCGGCGGCGGCGGCCAGCAGAGCGCGUCGCUGCGCGGCAAGGGCGGCGCCAAGAGCGGCGGCCACAAGCAGCCCCAGCAGCACCCCCCCGGGGGCGCGGGCGACGCGAGCCCGGGGCCCGGCAAGGGCAAGGGCAAGCGCGCGGCGGAGCUGGCCCCGCGCGACAAGCCGCCGCAGCCGGCCGCAGGGGCGGCGGGGGCGGCGGGCGCCGGGGGCCCCCGGGAGCGGGCGGUGCGCAGCCGGCGGCUCAUGAAGGAGCUGCAGGACAUCGCGCGUCUCAGCGACCGCUUCAUCUCCGUGGAGCUGGUGGACGAGAGCCUCUUCGACUGGAACGUGAAGCUGCACCAGGUGGACAAGGACUCGGUGCUGUGGCAGGACAUGAAGGAGACCAACACCGAGUUCAUCCUGCUCAACCUCACUUUCCCCGACAACUUCCCCUUCUCGCCGCCCUUCAUGCGGGUGCUCAGCCCGCGCCUGGAGAACGGCUACGUGCUGGACGGCGGCGCCAUCUGCAUGGAGCUGCUCACGCCGCGCGGCUGGUCCAGCGCCUACACGGUGGAGGCCGUCAUGCGCCAGUUCGCCGCCAGCCUGGUCAAGGGCCAGGGGCGGAUCUGUAGAAAGGCCGGCAAAUCAAAAAAGUCCUUCAGCCGCAAGGAAGCCGAAGCUACCUUCAAGAGUUUGGUGAAGACGCAUGAAAAGUACGGCUGGGUCACCCCGCCCGUGUCUGAUGGCUGAUGUGCUCGACGUGCGGG